AAAGGAACAAGGCUGGGAGCUUGCAGAGCAUCACUGCACAAAUUCUGCUGCACAAGGAGGUUUUAGGGGGGGAAACAGAACCUUGGAAAAGCGACAUGUCCAUAAACCUUGGGAUUCUGAUUUCACUGCUGUGCCCCAAAUCUGGGUUUCCCUCGGGGCAGGUGACGCUCAGCACGUCCUGGUGUGGGAGCUGGGAUGGAUGCUUUGGGAAGGGGCAGUGAUGCAGAGCCCUGAUUUCCCAUCCCCUGGGAAGCCACCCUGGCUCUGGACCUGCAGGGGAGGCUCGGGUGCGUGCUGUGGCUCACAGCAGAGCCGUGGGAGCACCUGGGCACACAGAGGAUUUUUGGGGGCUGCAGCCUCUCCAGAAUGAGCCAAACCCAACUUCUGCCUGCAGAAAAACUGCACCCCGGGUCUGUGUGAGCUGUGGGGGAUUACCUUGCUCUCCGUUCCCAUCCACAUCUCCCACACAGCCUGACAGAGUCCACGUCCCAGCCUUGCCUCUGCUCCCUUCCGAGAAGUUUUCCAAAGAUUAAUGCUCCACUUACAUUUUUUUUUUCUAGUUUAAUUUACAUCUGUUUCAUAUUAUUUGCAGUUCUGCUUUAUCUGGGUCACUCCCUCCCCAGUGUUCUUCCCUCCCUGUUAUCCCAGAGAACUGAGAGCUGAUUGUAGCCAGUGUUCAGUUCCAGCCUGUCAUCCCACAGACCCUGCCAGCUGUCCUAAAACCCCACUCGGUUUUCCUAGAGAAGCCAUUCUCUCCUCAUUCCCUCUGAAAAGACCUUCCUCAGCUUCCCAAAUCUGUCACCAGCCCUAAAUUCCGUGUUUGGGGCGCCUGCAGUGUCCCACCCCAGCGCUGCCCUUUAGCACUCACAGCACAAAGCAGCGGAUCAAAUGUAUCCCGGAGGAUUCACGUGCCAGCUGGGAUUUUGGAAUAUCCCGCAGCUGCCCGAAAACUCUGGUGGGGGGAUGGAAACGUGUUUGUUAUCCCGAAGAGCAGGGAGCACAGGGAGAACAACAGAGCGCGGAGCUGGAGCCCAUUGAGAAGGCAAAGGGACUGGACAGGCAGAACCGGAUUAUUCAAAGCAGAAUUAGGGCUGCACCGCGCUGAAAGCGCUCCCGUGACGGCUGAAAAGCCCCAAAAUCUGGGUUUGAGCAGCCAGGCAAGGGGCAGCAGCGAGGGGCGAGCAGCGCUGGAUGCUGCAGGAAUGUCCCGGUCCCCUCGUGAUUGGCUGCGGGAUGCCGGAGUCAGUUUUCACGGGGGCUGAUCAAAAAGUUCCCUCGGCUCUGCAAAGGCUCUGUCUGAGCGCAGGGAUCGGCUGGAGGAGGCCGGGCGCUCUCACACUCCUCGGGAAAAGCUUCGCUGGGAUGAGAGGGGUUCCCGGUGCGAGGGCAGGCAGAGGACAGGCACUGGGGGGCCGCGCUGCUGCUUUUCUCCCCCAGCUGGGUUCCAGCAGCCAUCCCUUCGGGCAUGCUCCUCAUCCCUGAGCAGACGAUGUCUCAGUACUCCACCAACUUCCUGCUGCUGCCCAUCCCGGAAUAUCCCGCGCUGGACUGCGCGCCCAACAAAAUCAUCAAGCUGGUGGUGCUGGGAGGCAGCAGCGUGGGCAAGACAGCCCUGGUCGUGCGCUUCCUCACCAAGAGAUUUAUUGGGGACUACGAAGCCAACACGGGUGCUUUGUAUUCCAGGAAGUUCACCAUCGAUGGGGAGCAGAUCUCUCUGCAGGUGCAGGAUACUCCCUUUGUCUCACUGGAGGAUGACACGGACAGCAUCUGCUGCCAGGAGCAGAUAAACCGCUCGAUCUACUGGGCCGACGGCUUCGUGUUCGUCUACUCCAUCACGGACUACGAGAGCUUCCGCCUGCUGCGGCCCCUGCACCAGCACAUCCGCAGGAUCCACCCCAACGCCAACAUCCCCCUGCUGCUCGUGGCCAACAAGGGGGACCUGCUGAGGGCCAGGCAGGUGUCCUCCAAGGAGGGGCUGCAGCUGGCCACGGAGCUGGGCGGGAGCUACAGCGAGGUGUCGGCGCGGGAGCACUGCGAGGGCGUGCACGAGGCGUUCCAGCAGCUGUGCCAGGAGCUGAGCAGGAGCAGCAGCAGCUGCAACGGGGAGAAGAGGAGGGGGCUGCACCUCGUCAGGCCCAAGUCGCCCAACAUGCAGGACUUGAAGAGGCGUUUGAAGCAGGCUCUGACUUCCAAAGGCAAAUCUGCCACCACGCUCUGAUGCGGUCACUGAGGAUUUGUGUUUCAGAGCUCUGGGUAAAAAGGCAGCAGGCUGGGAAAAAGGGGCAUCAAUUCAGUUAUAGGGUUGUGAGAGACUCCAGGUUGGGUGAGAGACUCUUUCACAUCUUUCUCCAAAAGCCCCUGCUCACUCAGCAAAGGAACUCGCAGAAUCUGCUCUCCGGGGCAGGGAUUUCGAAACUGCAGUUUAAAAAAAGAGA
Molecule: messenger RNA, 2435 nt
Organism: Ficedula albicollis (Collared flycatcher)
Lineage: Eukaryota; Metazoa; Chordata; Aves; Passeriformes; Muscicapidae
Product: ras-like protein family member 11A-like
Exons: 4
Coding region: 1466-2218 (250 amino acids)
Molecular function (GO): GTP binding; GTPase activity
Source: RefSeq, a predicted model, not a curated record